This is a messenger RNA of Mycena indigotica, 885 nucleotides long. RefSeq lists its product as uncharacterized. Bases 13 to 885 code for a protein of 290 amino acids. The record is from RefSeq and is a predicted model, not a curated record. The transcript has 2 exons. NCBI's taxonomy places the organism in Eukaryota, Fungi, Basidiomycota, Agaricomycetes, Agaricales, Mycenaceae.
UCACCUACCGCCAUGUCCUGCCACUGCAUUAACCCGCGACUUCCCCCAGAUUUAGAACGCUAUAUCUUCGAAGAGACGGCGGGGCAGCGUCCUAGAGAUGUUCCGAAUCUACUACUCGUUGCUCGGAGGGUUCAAUAUUGGUUAGAGCCUAUCUUGUACCGCGAUUUCCGCCUGGGGGACUCCCAGAAACUCGACUCCCUGCUCUGUCUCGCGUCCUCGAAAUCCCACACUUUUCUUCCUCGCUCUAUUCGCAGUCUGGUGUUUUGGGGAGAGUACCCUCUGCGUCAUGAGCAUUACGACACGCUUAAACGAUGCACGGGGAUCACCCAUCUCGUCAUCAGCUCCACGCAGUCAGUCCCGGAUGUGCUUCCGUCUCUUGCCAACAUGCGACUCCGACGCUUGGCAGUGUAUCCUCAAGGGCUAAUGCCCACCCUUGGCGCGAUCGACGGCGCAAAUCCCGUCUUCAAACAACUGACCCAUUUCGAGAUUUUCAACGGUCCACGGUCCGGCACCGACGACUAUGCGUUGAUCGCAUUCAUCACCGCACUUCCGUCGUUGACGCACCUCGCGCUGAACGGUCCUCCCAAGGCUGGGGCCCCAGCCAUCCGCCGACUCUUGGCCGAGUGCAAGAACCUGCGUUGUCUUGUGAUUCUCAGCAACGAGAAAUGGAUGCAGUCGAAGUUGACGACGGGCGACUAUCAUGAUAUCAAUGAUCUACGAUUCGUUGUUACUGGUUUCCGACGAUGGGACGAAGUGAUCUGCAAUGGUUAUUGGGCCAUUGCAGAAGACACUGUGGAGCAGAGGCGACGGGGAGUAAUGGUGAAUCUCACUGGCAGCGACGCCUAUCCACUGGACGAUCGAGUUGCUUCGCCUGUUGUUGGUUGA